AUGGCUAACAUCGUCAGUGAGCCUACGCAUUUAUUGGGUGGCACUUUGGACUUGGUUGUUCCUAUUGACAACUUAUCAAUUGUAAGUUGUUCGGUUCAGCCUAGUGGUGUCAUUUCAGACCACAGUUUUAUUGAAGCGAGUAUGUCGCUUAGCCUCCCCCCAUUUGUAAAGACCAAAAAACAUGUUCGUUCAUGGUCUCGUGUUGAUAAUGAAAAGUUUAUAGCUUUAGUUGAAAAACACAUUUUUAGAAAAAAUUUUGAUUUCAAAACUGUUGAUGAAGCAGUUGAUUUUUUGAAUGUGAAAUUCGUUCCAUUGUUGAUAUGGUUGUACCAUUGCAUGAGAUUGAAUCGAGAUAUGUACCAACAGCGCCUUGGUUCGAUUUUGUUUGUCGAGAGUGUAAGCGAAGCUGUAGAAAAUUUGAGCGAAUAA
This is a messenger RNA of Helobdella robusta, 429 nucleotides long. RefSeq lists its product as hypothetical. The transcript has a single exon. The coding region runs from base 1 to 429 and encodes 142 amino acids. Lineage: Eukaryota; Metazoa; Annelida; Clitellata; Rhynchobdellida; Glossiphoniidae. The record is from RefSeq and is a predicted model, not a curated record.